GCAACACUGUGUCAAACUCGUUUUUUAUUUACGCACCCAGUGGACAGCUGGUGGAAUCAAUCAAUUUGUGUUUUGUAUAUCUCUGUAAAUAGUAUAUUAAAAGCCACAGUUACAAUAAAAUGCUUAAGCAAAAACUCGCGGCCUUGGGUCAUCCAUCGCCCAACGAUGUGGCCUUGAGCAACCGCAAGGAAUUCGCAAGCACAAUUCUCUGGCUGGAAGAUCAAAAGAUUCGCCUCUAUACAAUUGAGGACCGCGAUAAAUUGCGCAAUCUACAGGAUAUGAAGUUGUGGGAAGAAGCUUACCUCAAAUAUUGCAGUGACUUAAGCAUGCCCGCAUUGGAUACACAAUUGGAGCAGCUAACUUGGAUUAUUGGACAUGCUAUACGUCUAGAAUAUCUCGAUGAUCCAGAGCAAUAUGGGUCAGUACAGGCUGAAGACAUUGGCGGGCCCAAAAGGAAUGGCACUGCAACAGUGCCACAAAAAGUGCAAACCAUAUUCGAUGGCAAGAUAAAUGUUGACGACAAGGAAUUCAUUGCGGCUGUACGUCAGCUCGCCACCAAGCUGCAGGUGCCCCAUCACCCCAAUCAUUUGCUACAACUGGAGGCAAUUUCACGCAUUGUUCACGAACGUCUCAGUGUAACGGCCAAGGAUCGAAAACCAAUAACCGGCACACCAUUUCCUUUUGACAAGGGCAACGAUGUUGUGGCUGGCACUGAUCCAAAACUGGACUAUCCGAUGCGUAUUUUGCGUCUGCUGCAAAUCCAAAAUCUGCGACAGCUGCAAACACAGAUAAACGAAACCAUUGUUGCCGUUCAGAGUCUGACGGCGAAUCCCAAGACUGACACCAAGCUGGGCAAGGUGGGACGCUAAACAACUCGAGCAAGACGAAAAAAUCGCAACACAAUUGUAAUGAACAAACUAAAUUUACUUAAAAACGAUAAAUUAACUGCCGCGUCUAAAAAACGGA
This is a messenger RNA of Drosophila albomicans, 966 nucleotides long. RefSeq names its product RNA transcription, translation and transport factor protein. The record is from RefSeq and is a predicted model, not a curated record. Lineage: Eukaryota; Metazoa; Arthropoda; Insecta; Diptera; Drosophilidae. The coding region runs from base 120 to 869 and encodes 249 amino acids. Gene Ontology annotation, biological process: tRNA splicing, via endonucleolytic cleavage and ligation. Gene Ontology annotation, cellular component: tRNA-splicing ligase complex. Gene Ontology annotation, molecular function: RNA binding. The transcript is spliced from 3 exons.